Protobothrops mucrosquamatus (brown spotted pit viper) is the source of this 522-nucleotide messenger RNA. Its product is annotated as snake venom serine protease pictobin-like. NCBI's taxonomy places the organism in Eukaryota, Metazoa, Chordata, Lepidosauria, Squamata, Viperidae. Gene Ontology annotation, molecular function: serine-type endopeptidase activity. The transcript is spliced from 6 exons. Gene Ontology annotation, biological process: proteolysis. The record is from RefSeq and is a predicted model, not a curated record. Bases 1 to 522 code for a protein of 173 amino acids.
AUGAAUGGAAAGGCUUCUAUCUUGUUAAAAGGGGUCCACAAAAACUUUACCAAAUGGAACAAGGACAUCAUGUUGAUCAGGCUGAACCGUGCUAUUAAUGACAGUACAAACAUCGCACUUCUCAGCUUGCCUUCCAGCCCUCCCAGUAUGGGGUCAGUUUGCCAUAUAAUGGGAUGGGGCACAAUCACAUCUCCUAAUGAAACUUAUCCCGAUGUCCCUCAUUGUGCUAACAUUAACCUGUUCAAUUAUAUGGUGUGUUGUGGAGUUUACCCAAUGUUGCCAGCAUCAAGCAGAACAUUGUGCGCAGGUAUCCUGGAAGGAGGCAUAGAUACAUGUCACGGUGACUCUCAUAUCGAUUUGGUCGGUAGGCAAACUGAAUUCCAGGCCAUUGUAUUUUCGGGACCCUACCCUUGUGCCCAACCACGUAAGCCUGCCCUCUAUAUCAAGGUCUUCGAUCAUCUUGACUGGAUCAAGAGCAUUAUUGCAAGAAAUACAACUGCGACUUCCCCCCACCCCCCGUGA